Molecule: messenger RNA, 792 nt
Organism: Oppia nitens
Lineage: Eukaryota; Metazoa; Arthropoda; Arachnida; Sarcoptiformes; Oppiidae
Exons: 1
Coding region: 1-792 (263 amino acids)
Source: RefSeq, a predicted model, not a curated record
AUGGGCGGUUGUUGUGGUAAAGGACAAGAAGAAGCACCUCAGGAACAGCCUCAAGAGGGACAGACAGCCGAAGGAGAAGCUGCAGCGCAACCGACAGGUUCUCAACAGGGAGAGCAACCACCAGCACAACCAUUGGUUGCCCCUCAAGAAGGACCGCCUGCGGCGCCGUCGAAAUCAGGCUCUAAGGUCGCUCCGUCGGCCACGUCGGCCGCGUCGGCUGCGUCGGCGACUUCGGGUACCGGUGCGGGUUCAGUGUUCAGCAAUACAUCGCCUCAAUCGUCAUCAGCCGGUAAUUCAAUGGGCGGUUCGAAUGUCGGAUCUACCAUAUCAUCGAUGAAAUCGCAGAGAAGUGCAUUGCAACCCAAUGCUAGCUCAACCAAAGGCGCGUCGGGAACUGGAUCUGCGACCGGAUCACAAGUGGCUAAUUCCAGUGCUGGUUCAAAGGCCGGAUCGGCUGUCGGCUCUAAAGCAGCUCCGGGAUCAGCCACAGCUGGCUCUAAGACUGGCUCAAAAGUGGGUUCACAAGCGGCACCCGUAGGUUCUGCGACUUCACCUGCUCUCCCACGAAGUGCAUCGGGUUCCAAGACAGGUGCCACUCCUGGUUCAGCUACCGGUGCAGCGGCUAGUGGUUCAAAAACUGGAGCUACUCCCGGUUCAGCUACCGGUGCAGCAGCUAGCGGUUCAAAAACUGGUGCACCGCCUGCGCCUCCCGGUUCGACAACCGCUACUUCGACGGCUGGAUCAAAGACUGGCGCCACCACUCCAUCCAAAUCGGGAUCAAAGACCACUUAA